UUUCACGCAAUAUAGUGCAGUGAAACCUUGUUCUACUUUUUAACCUCAAAUGUAGGAAGUAAACACUUGUGACAGAUUGGUUAACGAGGCAGAUAUGUCACAGUGAUUGUCCGAGUCUGCUACAUGUGUUGAAUAUCGGAACAAUGGAUUGGAAGAUUUUAAUCGCGUUGCUGAUUUUUCAGCACUCCUCAGUAUCUUUCCAGUUGGACUUUGCCAAUAUACGGAGAGAGAUUGCAGGAUACCAGGAUAUUGCCAAUCAGAUCAUCGAUCUGUCGGUAUAUGGUGCCGCACAGAACCAGUCCUAUAACCGACUAGCCAAUUUCACGGACAUGUUUGGGUACCGGUUAGCCGGAACUGUCAACCUGGAAAACGCAAUAGACUACAUGCUGCAAGAACUACAAGCGGACAAGUUGGAAAAUGUGCAUGGGGAGAAAGCGGAGGUGCCCCACUGGGUGCGAGGGGAGGAAUACGCCACAAUGCUGAAGCCCCGCGUGCAUUCCUUACCGAUGCUGGGACUGGGGUAUAGCGUUGGGACUGGACCCAAGGGGAUACAGGCUGAGGUCAUCGUCGUGAGGUCAUUCGACGAACUGGAGGCAAGAGCUGCCGAGAUUCCGGGUAAGAUAGUCGUGUACAACCAGGACUACUUGGGCUACGGGAUCUCCGUGGAGUACCGCGCACUAGGGGCUGCAAAGGCCGCCAAGCACGGCGCUGUCGCCUCCCUAAUCCGCAGCAUCACUCCUCUAUCCGUAGACAGCCCGCACACUGGCAUGCAGGACUACGCGCAAGGCAUUAAGCAGAUUCCCACGGCAUGUAUCACUGUUGAGGAUGCCGAGAUGAUGUGGCGCAUGGCGCAAAGAGGGGAGAUAAUAGAGGUGUUUCUGAACAUGUCCGCCCAGAAUCUGCCCAACGUGAUGUCGAGGAACACCGUGGCAGAGAUCAAAGGCAGCACAUACCCGGACCAGACUGUCCUAGUAAGCGGUCAUCUGGACAGCUGGGACGUGGGUCAGGGGGCGAUGGACGACGGGGGCGGAGCGUUCAUCUCCUGGCAGGCGCUUUCUUUAGUUCGACAGCUAGGACUCCGCCCAAAGCGGACGCUGCGCAUGGUUUUGUGGACGGCCGAGGAAUUUGGAGGCGUCGGGUCAGAGGCCUAUUUUAAAGACCAUCAAAACGAGGUCGACACGAUGAGCCUCGUUAUGGAGUCUGACGAGGGGACGUUUACUCCGUCCGGAAUUCAGUUCACAGGAAACGCAAAUGCGACCAAGAUAAUGACGGAAGUGCUGAAACUGUUGAAGCCGAUCAAUGCGUCCAUACUAGACAAGCAGGGUGACGGCACGGACAUCGGUCCCUGGAUGUCGGCAGGGGUGCCGGGCGCGAGCCUCAGGAACGCCAACGACAACUACUUUUACUAUCAUCACACUAACGGCGACACCAUGACUGUCCAAGACCCCAUAGCGAUGAACUUGUGUUCCGCAGUGUGGGCUGUUACCGCGUUUGUGGUCGCCGACAUGGAUGACAUGCUUCCGAGAGACUCGGAUCAUGUACAUAUACGGGUUAAAGUCCACUGAUAUUGAUUUGUGUUAUUUGUAUGUUGAAACACAGAUUCAUCAUUAUAUGUUUAUACUAAA
This is a messenger RNA of Dreissena polymorpha, 1625 nucleotides long. RefSeq names its product carboxypeptidase Q-like. The record is from RefSeq and is a predicted model, not a curated record. The transcript has 13 exons. Gene Ontology annotation, biological process: proteolysis; peptide catabolic process. NCBI's taxonomy places the organism in Eukaryota, Metazoa, Mollusca, Bivalvia, Myida, Dreissenidae. The coding region runs from base 144 to 1565 and encodes 473 amino acids. Gene Ontology annotation, molecular function: metallodipeptidase activity.